UUUUAUUGAUAUGUGUUGUGCUAGAAAUGCAUGAAAUCACGUAUAAACCAUUAUGAACUGAAAUAAUUUUGAUGCCUUUAAAAUGAAAAAAGCACUUGCACUGCUCAAACAAUGAAAACAAACACAACUGUCCACUUAGGAAACAACUCUGGUGGACAAUCCAUUCCACCUGCUGGUGUGCAAAUGGAAAAGCACAGCUGCAUAAACCAACCUUGUAUGUGAUAAUUAGGCGGAUCCUACGUUAAGCUACUACUUGUGUAUGACAUAAAAUGCUGUUUGUAGAGAUUUUUUUUAUAUUCAUUUUUUUCGCGUACAAACUUUACAAAAACACCAGUGUCUUUAAACACGUAGUACAUAGAGAUGCUGCAGCAGGGUCCCAGGAGGAGGGAACAGAUGUUUUUUUUUAUCAUCUGGUUGGAUCGACGCAGCAACGCGCAUGCGCGCAUUCUGUGUUUAUGGUUGCCAGCAAGGUAAAACUUCGCUGCAAUUAAGAAACAUUAACGCGUCUUUUAAACAUAAAAAGCGAAUUCAAACUGUUAGUUACCGGGAGGCUGGUUCGUGUUGUGUGUGGAGGCGUUGGGGCGAAGCUGGCUGGCUGUUGCUGACUUUCCUCUUGUGAAAAAUCGUGUUUUGGGAAUAAUCGUGAAGACGGAAGUGAGUCUUCCCCGCUUCCUAUCAAGCCUCUCAAAUCGACGCAUGGAUGACAGUCCUUGGAUGUUUAUUAACGUUUUGUUUUCACAUUUCUAGUUUCGUCCCAAACAUAGUCAAGAGUUUUUAUUUACCUGCGAGUUUCUCCGGUUGCCUCGGGAUGGCAGCGGCUGCGGAAGCGCGGGAGAGCCGCGGCAGGAGCGGAGCUGCGCAGGUAACAGGUGACGGAGAACCGGAGGAGGCCGAGGAGUUCACAAGCGCGGCGCACUGUUUGGAGCUGGCCAGGCGGCAGAAUGAGCAAAGAAAGAUGGGGCUGUUCUGUGACUUGACCCUGAUCUUCAGCUCCAGAGGGGUGUCCGGGGAGAGGAUCCAGACCCUACAUGCCCACCGCUCCGUCCUCUCCGCGGCCUCCCAGUACUUUGAGCUGCUGCUGGGGGGACAGUUCUCGGAGUCCCGCACCGGCAGAGUGGAGCUGAGGGAGUGGAGCUCGGAGACCGGGCCCGACCCGGACACCGUGGAGAACGUCAUCCAGUUCAUGUACACGGGGGAGAUCCGGGUCACCGCUGGAAACGUCAAUGAUGCACUGGAGCUGGCUGACAGGUUCUUGUUGGGGCAGCUGAAGAGCUUCUGUGCAGAGUUCCUGGUGAAGAACUUGACCUUGUCCAACUGUGUUGCUGUACAUAGUCUAGCCCACAUGUACUCUCUGGACCAGCUCGCUCAGGAAGCCGCCAAGACCAUCAGGAAAAAAUUCCACCUAAUUAUUUGCAACGAAGAGUUCUACGCACUGCCGUUUCAUCUGUUACGAGACUGGCUGUCAGACUCUGAAAUCACUGUGGAUUCUGAGCAGGAGCUGUAUGAGGCUGUCGUGAAAUGGGUCCACCAAAACCCAAAGGAUCACGAGAAGUACUUUGAAGAGUUGUUUAGGCUUCUAAGGCUGCCACAGAUGGCUCCUACCUACCUGACACGUGUGGUGAAAAAGGAACCUUUGGUGGCGAACAGUGCAGCGUGUUACCAGCUGGUGCAGGAUGCUCUGGAGUUUCACGCCGUUUACCCUGAGGGCCACAGACGAGCUCCUCCAGAGCUCUGUGCCUCCUACGGGGGGCUGACCCAGCCACGCAACGGCCAGAACAUGGAUGUGAUUAUGGUGAUAGGCGGGGUUUCAGAAGGCGGAGAAUACCUCAGUGAAUGUGUGGGAUACUUUGUGGCUGAGGACCGCUGGGUCUACCUGCCACACAUUCACAACCACCUAGAUGGACAUGCCAUCACCACCACUGCGGACCAUGUUUAUGUGGCGGGCUCCAUGGAGCCUGGAUUUGCAAAGAUGGUGGAACGCUACAACAUGAGCCUGAACAGCUGGGAUCAGGUCAGUAGCCUGGUCACGCGUAAGCACUCGUUUGGCCUCAUGUGUGUGGGAGACGUCCUCUACGGCAUCGGUGGUCAUGGGAACUUCAGUCCAGGCUUUAAGGAUGUCUCUGUGUACAAACCUGAGCUGGAUGAGUGGACCAGCCUUGAGCCGGCACCAAAGAUCCUACGAGACGUGAAAGCGGUGAGUGUGGAGGAUCGCUACGUGUACGUGAUGGCCAGGACCCCUGUAGACAUAGACCAUGAUGAUGGACUGAGCACUGUGACCAUGUGCUAUGAUACAGAGAGUCACAGGUGGCAGGAAGUGCAGUCAUUACCUCUAAUGGAUAACUACUGUACUUUUCAAAUGGCUGUGGCCUCCACACCCUUCUACCACACCGCCUCCUGUUGCUCCAAGAACUACAAUGUGACAUUUGAGUCUGCACAGCAGAAGAUGAGCAGGAACAUCCCAGAAGAAAUCCUCAGCAGCCUCCCUUCAGAGGUUCUCGGAAUAGAGGGUGCUGCUAUUUGCCACCUCGGAGAUGACAUCUUCAUCAUCGGAGGGUGGGGGAACAGCAGCAGUUUGGAAAGGCAGUAUCGCAAGGAGGCGUAUCGGUACUGUGCAGAGAGGAAGCGCUGGACACUGCUGCCCCCCUUACCCGAGCCGCGCUGCCGAGCAGCAGCCUGCCACGUUCGAAUCCCGUACCGCUACCUCUGCGGCCAAGCUCGCUACCCCAUGCCACAGAACCUGGCUCGCCAACGAGAUCGCAUGCAGCAGAUGCAGCAGCUCCAUCGACGCACCCUCACCCUGCGGAGACAGCUGCAAUCACAGAUCGAAUGCUGAAGUGAGGAUCAAAGAUUCUGUUGUUUAGCUGAACUUAAUCUGCAAAUAAACAACUUUCUGUAUCGAUAAAUCUGUCUGAUUUUAACGCCUUUACCAGUUUAUCUGCAGCUGGCUUUAAUGGAAGGAAUGAAGGCUGAUUAUGUAGAAAAAGAAUCGUUUGAUUAUCUGGCAAAUCGGUGAUCUCUUUCACAUGAUUCUAGACUUUUUAGUUAACUUUUAACCUGUAGUAAAUUAAACUAAUAAUAGUUACUGUGAUAUAAAAAGCACAUCUUGAUUUUUUAAGAGAAAAAUAUAAUUUUUCUUUUUUUUAACCAUCGCUAUUUGUUUUCUGGAAUAUUUUUCGUCUUAAUUUCAGUGUUGAGAUAAAAAUACAACUUAAAAUAUUGCUGCACUUGCAUUGUGUUUCAGGGCAGUGCCAAAAUACUCAACCAACUGAAAAGAAAGGUUUAAAUAUUUUUGCUCCCUUCCUAGUUUUCAUGUAAGAAUCUUGUUUGUCUUGUCUUUUUUUUUUGCUUUUACUUUUUAACAUUUGAAGCUGAUUUAGCUUUGAGAUGUGUAUUAUUAUUAUUAUUAUUAUUAUUUGUACCUAAAUAGUUCAAUUGAACAAAAUAUUGUGUUUGAAAGUUGUUCAAAUGCUGCAACAAGAAGUUAUUUUUGUAAACUACAUUCCUACUUUUCCUUGUACGAUAUCUAACAGUUUCAGGUUUAGGAAGUUUGACCUGAAUCCUUUGUCUUUGUCUUUCUUUUGCAGCUGUGAAAUUUAUAUAAAUAUUGUGCUGACUGAUAUACAAAUUUUAUUUUGUACACACAAAAAAAUCUGAUUUUUUUUAAGGAUCAGCUGAUGUAGGCAUUGUGCGAGCAAACACAUCCCCAAUGUGUGUGCACUUGUUUAGACAUAAACAUCAGCGAGGAGGAUGAGUCUCCUAACAGGUUAUGCUUCAAUACUCGGACUGUAAUUCUGCAGUAAUAAAAACAUUCCUGAGUUUAAA
This is a messenger RNA of Nothobranchius furzeri (turquoise killifish), 3822 nucleotides long. RefSeq names its product kelch-like family member 11 (gene klhl11). The record is from RefSeq and is a predicted model, not a curated record. NCBI's taxonomy places the organism in Eukaryota, Metazoa, Chordata, Actinopteri, Cyprinodontiformes, Nothobranchiidae. Gene Ontology annotation, molecular function: protein binding.